UAUAAUUCAGUCUUUGUGAUUCGGCGUCAGGAUGCGUCCAACGAGCAAACUGCUGUCCAUCUUAUUAUUCUUCUGCAUCGCUAAGGUCAGCCAAUCAGAGCCUUCUUUGCAAUGCACUACGGAUAUUACAGCAUACCAACUUGGACUCACAUCGUCUCUGAAACCUUGGGCACUUAAAAUGCUCGACUCGUCGACAAAGUUGCCUCCAGACGGACUUUUGCAAGGCACUUUCCUUUACCAACUUGGAAAUUUUGAUGAAUGUUUAUCCGUCAACGGUCCAUUGAACAAUGACGGUGAUCCAAGAUUUAAAGGAAAAUUUUGUCGCGUGCAGUUAGGGUUCAAGGCCAAUGGAAAAACUGAACCAAAAGUGAAGCUCAUGCUAAAUAUGAUGAAACUUGCCUACGACAAAAUUUCUUCAGGCGCGAACUUAUCAGAUUCACGUGGCUACUUAACGUCUGUGGAUUCCCAUGCAAGCCUUUUUCCCGAGACCGGUCCAACAAUACCUGCACAGUGGGCGGUCUGUGCACCUUCCUCCUGCAAUGCAGAUGGCGUAAAAAGGGUGGCUGAUUUCAAUUUGGGACUUUUCUUCUCACCCCUUAACUUAGAUGUUUCGACUAGGGUAAUUGAAGAUUCAUGCUACUCCAUAGAUGACGGUUCUAAAGAUCUGGACACCGGUUCUUGGCUAUUUUUGAUUUUCUUUAUCUGUUUGACAACUGUGAUGGCAUAUUCUACUGUCUGCGAUUAUGUGUGGCCUGAACAUAAAGCCUUGAAUGUGAUUGUAAAAGCUUUCUCAUUGAGGACAAAUUUGCGCGAACUUUUCACCCUUCCAAAAAGUGCCGCACCUGGACAAUUAACUUGUUUGCAUGGAAUCAGAGUAAUAAGCACCUGGUGGGUCAUUUUACUGCACUGCUACAUGAUAAACAUCUCUAUCCCUCCUAUCAACGCUCUACUGGCAUUAGAAGCGUACCGUUAUGAUUGGACGAUGGCACCUAUUUAUAGCGGUGGUUUAUCAGUAGAUACAUUUUUCCUUCUUAGUGGGCUUUUAACAGGCUACGUUGUCCUGCUUGACCAAAAGAAAGGCAGAUCUUUUAACAUUUUCAAAUACUACGUGUUUAGAUAUAUCAGGAUUACGGCUCCAUUGGCUGCUGUCGUGUUCUAUCUUGCAACAUUACAUGCAAAAAUGGGAAGCGGACCAGUUUGGGAUGUGUUUACUACGAUGCAAGCACAAAAUUGCGAGAAAAACUGGUGGGCAACGCUUCUUUAUAUAGUGAAUUACUACAAGCCCAUAGAAACUUUUUGUGUAAGCCAAGCAUGGUACUUGAUGGUCGAUAUGCAGCUGGCGCUUUUGGCCCCAAUUGUGGUUUUCCCACUGCUAAAGUGGCCGAAGUUCGGACUUGGAUUGAUAGGACUUUUAAUGGUUGGAUCAAUGGCUAUGGAUUUUGCAUACACUAUGAUUUAUAACUUGCCGUGGACAAUCACAUUCUUGGUUCCGGAAGAAACGACCGGAGACUUUAACUAUUUGAUCUACACUAAUACGCCAGCGAGAGCCGUGCCCUACUUAUUUGGGAUGAUCCUUGCUUACAUUUUGGCAAAUAAAAUGACGAUCAAAUUGCCAAAAUGGAGCGUCAUCUUAGACUGGAUUUUAAAUACAGCUCUUUGUUUGGCGAUUAUUUAUGUCAUUAUCAUUCCCUAUAGUAAAGGGUACGAUUAUGAUAACAUCAGCGCUGCGUUCUAUGCAGCAUUUCACAGGCUGGGAUGGUCAGUUGGCGUAAGUUGGGUCAUUUGGGCAUGCGUCAACGGCUAUGGAGGACCUGUUGACUCGAUCCUUUCGUGGAAAUAUUUCCUUCCAUUAAGUAAAUUGAGUUUCUGUGCCUAUUUAGUUCACAUGGACCUCAUGUAUUAUCACAUGUCCAUAAUAAGGUCGUUAAGCUACCUCUCUCACUUUGAAAUGGUUUUUGAAUUUCUUGGAAACUUGAUCAUGAUGAUUCCACUCACUUUCUGGCUAUACCUGGCUGUGGACGCGCCUUGCCAGGUCAUCAUUCGUGCAGCAUUUGGGAAACCAAAUCGAGCAGCUAUUUCGAAAGAGGAUGAUGUAAAGCAUCUCAAAACCGAAAAGGCUUCUGAAAAAAUGGCACCGUCUGUGAAUGAAGAAAAGCCUGAAGUAUCAAAAUCAUUAGAAAACAAUGAGAUCGUCACGGAGGACAAUAAGAAAGAUGAAUUGGAAGAGAUUAAGAGUACUGGUGCAAUGCUCUCUACAAAAGUUGGGGAAUUUCUGUUAUUAUUUUAUUUCCUCCACUUUUGGUUGCCUAUAUGCAGAGCCGACUGUGAAAGUGACAUUGCCGCUUACAUUCAAGGUCUCCAAAGCCAGGAAAGAGAAGAAUGGGCACUGACAAUGCUAGACUCGUCGGCAAAAAUACCUGCAGGACUGAUUGUGACUUCAUAUCAAACGCCUAUGGGCAACGUCAUGACGCACUUAGGGAAUUUUGAUGAGUGCGUAUCACUUGAAGUUAACCAGGGCGAAUUAAAUUUCAAGGGGCAGUACUGCAAAGCAACCAUGCAACUGUCAUCAUCAGAAAAUAAGUUUGAAAAUAUAUCUCUCCCUGGUCAAUGGGCUGUUUGUGCACCAUCGACUUGUGGGCCAGAAGGAGUGAAAGAGGUGGCUGAUUUUAAUUUGAACUUCUUUCUAUCACCCUUCAACGUCACAACUUCGACGACAGUUUUGGGACACACAUGUUAUUAUGAUGGAAACGGAUUCAAAAAUCUAGACGCAGCGGCUUGGGUUUUUAUAUCUUUUUCUACUAUACUGAUUGUUUGGAUAAUUUGCUCGACCGCUCUGGAAAUUUUAUCGGAGAAAAAUUCGUUCUUCCUUGUAUCUGCCUACUCUCUGAAAUCAAAUUUGCGCGAUCUGUUCAAAAUUCCCAGAAAGUUUCAGCCAGGGCAGUUGGGUUGUUUAAAUGGUAUUAGGGUUCUGAGCACCUUGUGGAUUAUAUUGUGUCAUACGUACGGUAGUGGAUCUGCAUACCCUAACAUUAAUAUGCAAGAUGCAUAUAAUAAGUAUUUAUCGGAUCCAAGCCUAACUGUUAUAACAAAUGGCGCUCUAGCGGUUGACACAUUUUUUUUCUUGAGCGGACUAUUGACUGCCUACAUUGUUUGCAUGGAAAGAUUGAAAGGGCGGCCUUUUAUCGUGUGGAAAUAUUACAUUUAUAGAUAUUUGAGGCUGACCCCGCCGUACGCAUUUAUGAUUUUUUACCUUGCUACAAUUCAUCGACUAUUUAUCACCGGCCCAUAUUGGGAUUGGAUCGAGUCGGCCCAUCAGAGGUGCUCGAAAUGGUGGUGGCUGAACUUGCUUUACGUGACAAAUUAUUUCAAAAGCAACGAGGCACCUUGUGUGGGCCAAGCGUGGUACCUAAACGUGGACAUGCAGCUCAGCUUUUUGGCCCCUUUGAUUCUCCUCCCUUUAUUCAAAUGGCCCAAACAAACAUUGUGGGCAAUGGGAGUUUUGAUUUUGGCGUCGAUGAGUGCAACCUUCGCCGUUACUUAUACGGAACAUUUGACUUGGACGGUCACAGCAACCUUAAUACCAGGGGCAAAAGAUUUUGGAAAGCUUGUUUACAGUAACACCCCAAUGCGAGCGGUCACCUAUCUAUGCGGAAUGCUUUUAGGUCACUUGCUUAGCAAAAAUCGCAAGGUGAUCAUUCCUCUCUGGGCGGUGUUACUUGGCUGGCUAUCAAGCACUGCAAUAUGUCUCUCCAUCAUGAUGACAGUUUCAAUCACUUAUCAAGACGGAUUUGUCUAUGACCCUCUGCAGGCGGCUUUUUACGCCGGUUUCCACAGACUUGGUUGGUCACUCGGCCUUGGCUGGGUGAUUUGGUGCUGCGUAAAUGGAUACGCAGGGCCUGUUGACAAGAUUCUGUCAUGGAAAUAUUUUGUACCACUCAGCAAGUUGAGUUAUUGCGCUUAUUUAGUGCACAUGGACGUUAUUAACGCACACAUGGUUCAAACAAGGGUUCCGAAAUAUAUCAGCCAUUAUGAAAUGAUGUACUUAUUUUUUGGCGAGCUUGUAAUGUCUACCCCGUUUACUUUAAUUCUCUACCUAGUGGUUGAAGCACCAAGUUUGAAUAUUCUUCGCACCAUCCUAGGAAAAAAGAAGAACGAAACAAAAAAAUCCCUUGAUAAAGAAAACAAGAUCAAUGAGCAGUGAUAAGAAUAUUAAAAUUCCCCCAGAACAUUAAAUAAUGAUAAUGGUCAACCAGUGCAUGUAAUUGACGUAAAAGCUUUUGAUUUCUGUAUAUGUCAAGGUUGUUUGGGGGGGGGGGGGGACG
Molecule: messenger RNA, 4322 nt
Organism: Neocloeon triangulifer
Lineage: Eukaryota; Metazoa; Arthropoda; Insecta; Ephemeroptera; Baetidae
Exons: 23
Coding region: 32-4201 (1389 amino acids)
Molecular function (GO): acyltransferase activity, transferring groups other than amino-acyl groups
Source: RefSeq, a predicted model, not a curated record